UAGGAGUGGGUAGGCCUAGAUUAUGUAAUGCUAAAGAAGACACCAUAUAAAUAUGUUUUAAGGUAUUGUAUCAUGUAGGCUAUUGUGUUCCUACAUUUCUUGUUUUGUUUAACAUUUUUUUCCACAACAUAAGAAAAUGACAAAGAAACCAACUUUAGAGUGCACAGGCUUUUUGACCUCUGGGCCUUUCUUAGUUUUUUCUUCAAAUAAAAGCCAAGGCAUCAAAAAUCACAGUUAUGAAUUACUUGUGAGACAUGUUUAUAUAUAUUGGCACGCCUGUCCUGUUUAAAGGUUAGGUGGAAACGUUUGUUUAUGUUCAUUUGUCUUCAUCUUGCUUGUCAACAAACACUGUUCCGCGGACUUCCUCAUCCCUAACGCCAGGCAGAGCCGUGUUAUGGCUGCAGGCCGAUUUUGCUGCAUGGAUAUUGAAACCACGGUGCGUCGACCACGAGGUGAUGCUGCUGCUGCAGGCUGUCCUUGAUAGCAGGCUGUCCGCGGUGACUUCUUGCCAAGGAGGAUCCGUCAAAUAACAACGAAUGGUUUUCUUUUUUAUGUUUGCAGACAGACAGCAAUUGUUAAAUGUUCAACAAACACACUGUCUAUAAACACUAAAAAGUAAGCGCAUGUCUACGAACGACCAAGACAUUACAGAAUGAUUCCAUCAACCAAGCCUUUUAAAAUAAUAUAAUUCAAAUAAUAAUACAUUCCUUGCAACAUAGCUGUAGCCUGGUUGAGAGCAAACGCUGCUUAUUCUAGUGUUAAGAAAUAGUAUGUAUGUGAAGUGUCAAUGGACAAACUCCUCCUCUCUACUGACGCGCAGCUACACGACAGCGCUUCUCAUCUAAAAAAAUGUGAGUCAUGGAAGUUGCCAGAGCACCGCAGUAGCGCUUAGCACCCCCAUCCCGGCACAGCGCAUCCUCCGUACCCAAUGCGGUAGAAACCGGCCCAUGCACUCCUAGCACCGCACACGCCCAUUUAACUAGUUUUUGUCACCUCUGCAAGGCACUAGGAUUUACGGCACGCGUCUUAUAUUCCUGCUAAAACCAGUUGUAAGGAUACAACUAAAUUUAAAGGAAGCGAGGUAGACCCCAUCUUUCCACAUUUCAUUCACAUCAGCUCACCCCCCUUCUCUUCUAACAUCCACUGAAUCACCUCUUACAGUGCCUUAGCCAUCCUAUCAACAGUUAUUUUUUAUCUAUACCCUUCUAAGGGCUUUUAUAGAUCCCUAACCAACAUUUGCCUGACACCCACCAUAUCUCCUGCUCUACCCUAUCCUGCCCGGUAACAGCAUGGGUCUUGAAAGCCAGAAUGCCAACCGUCCCCCUGGAGACCUAAAAACCCAGCAGGUGGACACCUACCUGAGACUGGAGCCCAAGACACUGGGGGCCAUCCAAGUGCUCAUCGGUGUGUUGACGCUGUGCCUGAGCGCCACCCUGUUGCAGAUCAAAGAUCUGCACUUCGUCGUUGACAUCAUCAUCCUGCUGCUGAUUGCCCUGGAGAUUGUUCUUUCUGGGUCCUUCCUGAUAGUCACCGGGCUUCGGCCUACUCUUCUCUGGUUGAAAGCUAUGUUGGUGGUGCAUCUGGUGAGUCUGGCCUUCACUACGGCAGCACUGGGCCUACUGUCCAAGAACCUGCCCUACCGGCAGACAUCUUACCACUGUGAGCACUGCCGUCGGCUGGAGAUCUUCACUGUGUUGCUUAUUGAUGGCAUCCUUGGCACACUGGUUCUGUUCCUGAUUGUGGAACUCGUGAUCUGCAUUGUGGUCAUAUUGUUUGGGCUCAGUGUCCUUGCUCAAGGAGGAAUUCAGCUUCCUGGAGUAAGCCAGCGAUUGACCACGCCGCCCGUACAGGUGCAGCCUGUGAUGGUCGCUCCAGCCCAGAUGUCACAUGUGACUGAGGUAGUAACUGAGCUUCAGCCAGAACGACAGCCCACUCCUGAACCAAAGCUGGUGCCAAAACCCAUGCACGCUGCAAUAAGACCGGAGCCUGUACACGUUCCGUCCCCACCUAUGGAGACCACAGAACCUCAAGUGGUGCCUAUAGAACCUCAGGUGGUCCCAAUAGAACCUCAGGUGGUGCCAAUAGAACCUCAGGUGGUGCCAAUGGAGCCACAGGUUGUAUCUAUGGAACCUCAGGUGGUGCCAAUGGAACCCCAGGUCGAGCCCUUGUAACUAACAGCUAAUGCGAGGCUUUGAACAAUCAGUCAUCAUUGUGGUGAUCUGAAGGAGAGGUGGAUUAUGGGAAGGGAUUCUUGGACAAAAUGUGGAAUCAGUGUCAGAGUGACAUCUAAAUCAAAAGAGCUGAAUCUGGUGGAGAUUACGCAGGAACACCUAACAUGGUGUCCUCUGUCAUGGAGUCCGCAUGUAAAACUUUUUUAGUUCAAAGCACCCAGUCACGCUUGUGUUGAUCAUUCAAAACAAUCACAUUGUGCCAAAUUAUUUUUUCAAUAUUUUCCAAUAUUUAUUGUAACCAAUGUAGCUAACUCCCUCUACUGUGUACUGUACUCUGUAAAAAGGUGCUAUCUAGUAUCUAUGGUUCUUUGGGUUCCCUCUGUGGGGUAGCCUUGAAUGGUUCUACCUGUAACCCACCUAUAACCCCCUAAUGAUUUGUUCUUGUUAGAACCCUCUCAGACACCAUUCAACUUUUGUUAUGCUUUUGCUCAGCUAGCCUUAUUGCAGUCAUCUCAAGCGUGUAUUUUUCUCAUAACCAAUCAUAGUUAUGCUGAUGAAAAAAAUCCUCUGAAAUGAAAAUCUAGUAUAUGGCAUUCAUGACAGGGGAUAUCAGGGUAGGUGUAUAAAGUGCUGCUGCUCCUAAACAAAGAUGACAUUCCUAUUCAGUGAAACGAAUGAAGUAAUAAAUGAAAUAUUUCAAAUGCUGCAUAGCAAGUCGGGGGAAUCAUGUGUCAAUAUGAAAUAUUAAUGUAUAGGACUCCAUGAUUUGCAAUUUUUUCUGUCAAAUUUAUAAUCAAACAAACUUCAUUCACUGAGAUCAUUUGUGCGUGAAGAGACAAUUCAUGGUAUUUUAAGUAUAGGCUAAACACACCCUCAACAUCACAUGUUCACACUGGGCAUUAAAUUAGAUGUAUUCAUGAUAUGUACUCGCUAAUCACCCCCCACACACCCUCACACCAUUUCAGCUGACAAUCUCAAAGGAUAUCAACAUGUCAAUAUGAUGUCAUCACUAAUUGUUAAGGUUAUAUUUUUGGAAAAUAUGUCAGCAAGAGAUGGAUUAGACAUAUUAAAAGUUUUUUUUUCUC
Molecule: messenger RNA, 3256 nt
Organism: Clupea harengus (Atlantic herring)
Lineage: Eukaryota; Metazoa; Chordata; Actinopteri; Clupeiformes; Clupeidae
Product: membrane-spanning 4-domains subfamily A member 4D-like
Exons: 8
Coding region: 1290-2171 (293 amino acids)
Cellular component (GO): membrane
Source: RefSeq, a predicted model, not a curated record